ACUGGGGAUUUGCCUCUCUUCACUUUCGAGAUGCUGGCAACUGCCACAUAAAUAUCAUAUGCUGUAUUAAGUGUUCGUUUUUCCUCAUUUGUUAGUGUUGUGCGUGGUGAUAUUCUGCCAAGUUUUUAGAAGGUAAUGGAUGGGAAGGACAUCCAAUCAGAUCUUCAUGCCCUUCAAAGACUCUACGGGCUUCUCAAAAAAGAUGGAGACGAAGCUUCGGACUCCGGCUCUGAUUCGCUAGAUGCGCACACUCGGAUUUUCUUAAAGAAUCUUUUGGAUGUGGCGACUAAAAGAGUCCUCAAGCCGAAACAUAUCUCUUUUGUUGAGGUCCAAUGCAAGAUCCGUCAAGCCGAAACAUCAGGGGCACUUUCUCCUGCUCGGCUUCAGCAACUAGAUGAGGCAGCCUCCGAGGAACGGCCUACAACACGUUCAAGAUUGUCAAUAGCCGUGGAAGGUGAUCAAAGUUCUGAUGGCAGACUCACUCCUGAAUGGAGUCAAGCAGGUGCCAUGGAACAAUCAAUUCAUAGAGUGCCUUCAAUUGGACAGAAACGUUGCAGGAUUUGUCAAAGGAACACUGUCAAACAACUUGGAUCCACAGGGGCGACACAUUUUCACGAAGUGGCUCGGAACUCAAACACAUAUGCUGAUCAUCAGUAUCGGCAGAACAGUGUAGGGAUUCGUGAGAAGGAAAUUGUAUGGUUAUCAAGAAACAUGUCAGAUGAUUCAAAGUGUGAGAAGCGGAGGCAAAGACCGUCUGACUUGAACAUAAUUGGAGGUGCAGACAUUUCACCUGAUAGAAUGGCAACUGACAUCUCAAAAAUGUGUCAUUCUAAUAUGGAAACCAUCAGUAAACCUGAGGAACCUGACUGCUUAUCUCAAGAAGCUUCCAAAGCGAUCCAGCAGAUUGAAUUAUGUAUGUCAGCAUUGCGUAUGGGAGAAGAUCGAUUGCACUUGUUUGAGACGACUUCUUCUACUCAGCAGCAGCAUCGUGUUCCAGAAACAGAGUCAGCCGUGCAGACAGAAUACGAUGCAGCUCCAAGCGUUGGUGCAAGCUUAGGUGAAAAUCUGAUGACCAGAAAAAAUUUGUUGUGUGAAAUUUCAGGCCAAAGGGUUAUGGAUGAUAUCGUCUAUCCAGUGCAGCAAGUGCCUAGAACGACAGCCGAAGUGGGAAACCAACCACAUUUGCCCAACAGUUAUAUGCCUAGCGGUGUUGCACUAAUUCCAAAUCAGACAUCCUAUAUUACACCCUGUUGGCCAGCCACUUCUUCUGCUUCUAACAUUGAGAGUCCUUAUCAAAGCCGGACUGUUGUGGAGGAAGAAGAAAGCAAGCCAUCAUUCAGCUUCAUGAAUCCAAAAAACCACCCACCUCUCAUAAAUAAGAAAGCGAUUCACCUUUUAGCAAGCUCAAGCUUCCAUGAAAACCAGUCGGAUGCACGGGAUAAGGACAUUCACCAGACAGCUGGAGGAAGGACUUCUUUGCAGAAUCUAGAAUCAGACGGUACAGCUACUAACUCCUACUCCAGCUGGAGCAGUCAGCAAACAAGCAGUCUUGAUAGCAAUAGUGAAGAUGAUUCGGUGACAGAUGGGGGUAGAGAGCAUCAGUAUGUUACUUGGAGUAAAAGCAGUGGAAGUUGGGAUACCCCUCUGUCUAAUGGAAGUGGGAGCCACAACAGCCGUUAUAGGAGCUACAGCGACGAAGAGGUUUACUCCUCAUCUAGCGGAGAGGGAGCUCGUGAAGUAGCUGCCAGUAGCAGCAGUAGAAAUGAGGAGUAUUCAUCGUAUGAACAACCAAUCCGAGGUCAUGUGAGGCCCAUGCACUCCACAUCAAAGAAAUCAGGCCUCAGCAGGGUCGAGAAAGCUUAUGGCAUCAACCUCAAAAAGCAAUCUGGGAUACUGAAGAGGCUGAAAGAUAGGCUGGCAGUAGUCUUCCACCACCACCACCACCACCAUCACCACCACCACCACCACCACCACCACCAUAAUCGUGGUGAUCGUACUAAUGAUGAGACAAAUAUGAGCUGUAGCUCGUCCUUUGACAAGCACAAAGGGAAAGCCAUAAGUCCUAAAAGACAAGAUGAGGCAUAUGGAGGAGCAAAGGCUGUGGAAAAGGUUGGAAAAUCCAAGAUUGGUGAGAAAAGGCGGCAGAGCCAUUUCCGUGGGCUGAUGGGAGGUCUGGUGAGGCACGUUCGACACUCAAAGCAGUCGAAACGGACUAGUGAGCAUGGGCCGAAGAGGACAGUGAAGAAGUCUCACUGGUGGCAGCUGCUGCAACAGCAUCAACGGUCCAAGUUGCCUGCGAAAGCUCUUUUAAAGCUUGGACCAGGUAAGAAGAAAGCCUGCUUAAAAGCUCUCCCAAAAUGAUACCGCAUUUAGCUACUAAAAAAUCAGAUUAUGUGAUCAUAGUUAUGUACUUAUGAGUUACAUGUAAAUUGUAUGAUCAUAGCUAUUUGUAGGCCCAUAGAUUUGUAAAUGCUGACUUAGUAGUACCUUUUUUAAAUCUUCUGUGAAGCGUGGUAGUUUUGUCAUUGUCGGCUAGUUAUAUUUUUUUGCCCCUUUUCAUUUUUGGAUUAUUUGCUUGAUAAGAGUAAAGAGAUGAGGAAGGUAGAAUUUGAUAUGGCAACCAUACUUUCAAGUGUGGCAUAUAAAAUACACAACUUAGUAUUUAAACUAAUGUAGCAACUCCGUCCAAUUUUCGGUGAGGACAAUAUGGGAAUUUUUCAUAUGUGGCAAAAAUGGGACCUGCUGGCAUCUACGAGUCGUCCUGUUGGAAAGAAUUUUGAAUGGCGCUGUUUUGAUCAGCGUAUUGAAUGUCAAAUGUCGCGCCAUUUUCAUCCCUAAUUUUACAUUGCCUUUGUUGUUAACCUUUUUUCUGAUCUUUCCCCAAAUUAAAAGCGAAGCUUCGAUUCUUGUCGGAGUUUGUCAAUAAAGGGCUGCAUAUGCAACACAUUAAGCUGAGUUCAAGUUGACAGUUCAAGAUAUGAAGCAGGAAAGUGUUGGUGCAUUUGAAGAGUUCAUGGCAAGAGACACUUCAAAAUUCUGUUUUUCCGCCUCUUGCGCUUCUCCUUCAGGAAGUUGGAUUGCUUCUAUGUUUCCUUUUUCUUUUUCUUUUUAUUUCUUGUGGCUACUUUAAUUGACUGUUAACUAAUUUAUGUUUGUUGUGUUAAUUAGUUUUCUUGACAUUUCAGAUUUGUGGAUGCAGUAGCUGAUUUUAAUUUGAGUACUAAUCGGAUGUUCAAAUAUCUUCCUGAAUUUGGUGAAUUAAAUUUGGAUUUUUAGGUAUUAUGGAGGAACAUUAUCUGAUAAAAUGUUGGGAAAGCAUUGAAGGCUUUGGGAGUAGCUAGAAAUGAGUUACAUUGUGUCGACAAAAUGUGGAAGGUACAAAGAAGGUUUCGAUUUUAGUGCUGAAAGAGUGACGAGGAGCAUUGAUGAGAGCCUGGAGAGGUUGCAGCUUGAUUAUGUAGAUACCCUGCAAUGUCAUGAUAUAGAAUUUGGCUCACUUGAUCAAGUUCCAUUUUGUUUUUAUCUAUGUAUGCUUGAAGAUUAAUUGCUUGAGGUGAUAUUGUUUGGAUCGCAUAGAACAGGGAACUCGAAAACUGAGGCUUGCUAUUAUGUGCUGUUUCUCAAUGACAGCCUGCUGAUGCAUAAAUUAUGUCCUUAGUCAAAUAAGGUUUCUUAUCUGAUUGCAUGACAUGUCUAAUUUCAACUGAGAAAUGUCUCUUGGAAGCUGUGUAAUCUUAUUCUUUCUUUAUAAUUAAAUAUGGGUGUUCGAGGUGAGGUUAUCUUCUGAUCCCAUUGUCUGUUGAUUUAAACGUUUUGAGUUGGUUUUCUGUGUGCAGAUUGUGACUGAGACCAUUCCUGCACUUGUUAAAUUGAAGGAAGCAGGAAAGGCUAAAUUCACUUAUGUUCUGGAUAGAGUUCCACCUGGAACAGUUGAUGUAAUCCUAUCAUAUUGUCACUACGGUGUAAAUGACUCCACUUUGGAGGAUCUCAUCCCUUAUUUGAAGAGCAAGGCUUCCGUGGAACUCAAGGCUGCAUGUCAAGAUGCUGCUGCUUAUUGUAAAGAGAAAGGAAAGAAUAUAUCUAAACUAUCUUUGCAAUACAGCUUAUCAAAUAAAGAUAUUUCUAUCUUGGUUGGGAUGAAUUCAGUCACACAGGUUGAUGAAAAUGUAGAGCUGCAAUAGAAGUUGCAACAUUUGGGAAGGAGAGAAAGCCAUAUCAGAGAUUGAAGAAAUUCUGAAGCCUGUGAAAAAUAAGACAUGGCCUUAUCCAUCCAUAAAUUGCUGAAAUCCCUUUCCAUUUUAUUCGUCUAUUAUUCAUUGGUUGUAAGUAUGUAUCGUUUUUAAUUCUAUUUAUGUAAUGUUAAAACGGUUGCUGCUUGUAGCAUUCACGAUACAGACAAUUUGUUGAGUGAAUUGCUAACGCAAUACCAGAACAUGUAUCCGUUUCUAAAUCAUUGAUAUAUCAAGCAAUCUGCAUAAAGGAGAGAGAGCUUCUUCCUUUA
Molecule: messenger RNA, 4501 nt
Organism: Salvia miltiorrhiza (redroot sage)
Lineage: Eukaryota; Viridiplantae; Streptophyta; Magnoliopsida; Lamiales; Lamiaceae
Exons: 6
Coding region: 136-2361 (741 amino acids)
Source: RefSeq, a predicted model, not a curated record